Entrophospora sp. SA101 is the source of this 1350-nucleotide messenger RNA. The record is from the annotation of a GenBank genome assembly. Lineage: Eukaryota; Fungi; Glomeromycota; Glomeromycetes; Entrophosporales; Entrophosporaceae.
AUGUUUUCUACUUUGCAGAAAGCUGCUGUUGCAUUGUCACAAUGCAAUUGUUCAUUUGCAAUUCCACCAAAUCGAGGGAUCACAGCUGAACAUCGACCAAUUAUUCUUCAAGCAGAUUCAAGGAGUUUAAAAGGUGCAAUAUUUGAGGAUGAAUCAUUUGAUCAUAUAUUAAGUCAUCCUCCAUAUAAAAAUUGUGUUGAAUAUUCAACACAUAUAGAUGGAGAUUUAUCAAGGUUUGCAAAUUGCAAAGAAUUUGCAAUAGAGAUGAGUAAAGUUAUUGAGGAAUCAUGGAGAUUAUUAAAGUUUGGAAAACGGAUCACACUUGGAAUUGGUGAUAACAGAGAACAUUGUUUUUAUGUUCCUGUCAGCUUUAAUUUAUUUAGACAAUAUAUAAAUCAAGGAUUUGAAAUAGAAGAAUUGAACGACAAAAUGUUAUUAAUACCUGUAACCUAUGAAAGAAAUUUAAGAGAAAUCCCUACUUUGCCUAUUGCACGUAAAAGUGUUGUUAUGGGUACAACUUGGACAUUUAAACCAUCAGAUAAAUACAACUUUGUACAACUUUGCACUUCAAGGAUGGUUGAAAGAUUUGGCAGAGAUUGUGCAAAUUAUGAAGAAAUUAAUAUAAAAUUUAAUAAUAAGUUAGAGGGAAAUUAUAAUAAUGAUGUUAUUGAUGAUAAUUUGGAAUCAAUGAUUAAUGACCAAGAUAAAGAUGAUAAUGAAAUUCCUGAAUAUGAAAAAAUCAGACAAAAAAGGAUUCAAGAAAAUCAUAAAAUGCUUCUUGCUUUGGGAUUAAAAUGCGAUCUUGGUGAAGAAUCUGAUGAUAUAUCACAUUUAGGAAAACUUUUAAAUAGUACACCAAGACCAACACCGACACCAACAGCACUAAUAGUAAUACCACACAUACCAAAUACAUCACUACACCCUAGAAAUAUUCCCAUCUAUCGUACUACAAUAAUGAAAUUAGCAAUUGAAGCAUACAAUACAUUACCACCUUCAGGAUUUUUAGUGAUAGGUGCUCAGGAUAUUAGAACACCAGAUGAUGAUAAAUUGUGGCCUCUUAGUAUGUUGUUAAUGGAAGAUGUUCAUAAUGUUGUUAGUAUGGAUAAAUUACCAUUGAAAGAGCUAGUUGUUACUGUGCCAGAAGGUUUUGCUAAAGAUAAAAAAAAAAUUGCAUCUUUUGAUGAGUACAAAGAGGAAAAAUGCAUCCUUGGAGAUGAAAUUGAUGACAACAUUAAUGGCGAUGAAAAUAAUAACAUUGAGAAUAAUGACAACAUUAAUAAAGGCAAAAAGAAAACAUCGCAAUUGCCCAUUGUUCAUGCAUGUUAUCUUAUAUUUAUGAAACUUAAAUAA